Parnassius mnemosyne (clouded apollo) is the source of this 3481-nucleotide messenger RNA. Lineage: Eukaryota; Metazoa; Arthropoda; Insecta; Lepidoptera; Papilionidae. The record is from the annotation of a GenBank genome assembly.
AUGGACGAAGCUAACUAUUUUUGAAAACUGCGGUUUAUUGAAGAAAAAGACUAAAAAGAGAAUUCAAUUAUAUUAAAGCUGUAGGAAACAAAAAUGGCCUUUAGUGAAAUUUGUAGAAUUUGUUUAAGCGUUAAUGUACGCAUGUUUGUUCUAAAAAAGACUCACCUCCAAAAUUUAUAUAAAACAUUGACGAACAGAUUUAUGGAUGACGAUGAGGGGCCCAUAAUUGUGUGUUUCACCUGUCAUGCAAGACUCAUUCGUUGUAGAAGAUUACAACAACAGGCUAUUGAGGCAAAUGCAGUUCUGGAGCAGUUGCUUGCAGGAGGGUCCAUGGUAUUAUCCAUUCCAUCCAUUAAAACCUAUAACAAUCUACUGCUGAACAUAGGCCGCCCUCAUAGAUUGCUUCUUAGGAGGGAUUCUGCCAAAUUUGCCAUGAUUGGCAGGUUGGCAACCAGUUUAUAUUAGCCUGAGUUAUUAUCAGGAAGAUGCUGCUGCCCAAUUACUGUUACACCCCUCCUGUGGGUGGGUUUAUAGGGUAGUGGAUAUUGGAAUGAAGUAUUUGCCUUAAUCAUCACUUGGCAGGCAUCUUGAUGAACACUACCUGUCUGGCGCCUUGUAUAUUGCUUCCCGUUGCCAUAUGGGAGAAUGAUUUUUCUACUGCAAAGUUAAGUUUGUUCUUCAAUCCAACUUACUUUUUUGUUAUAGCAGUUAGUAUUUUUUAGUAUGUAAAGUACUUAUUAUUACAAAAAUAAUUAUCUAACUCUUUAUACUCUUAUAUAUUACCCUAUUGUAUAUAAACAAAAUAUUAUCUAUAUGUAAUAUUACUUAGUAAACAAAAAUAGAUCUUUGUCAUUUUACAGCAUUUGUGAAUCUGAUUCGAAAAAUUGUUGAGACUCAAUUCUCUGGAUGGAUAAACUAUCUACAUUCUUAUUUGAGUUUAUUCAGAACCCUCACUUUUGUCCAGUUUUUAUUAUUAUUUGGAGUUGUUGUCAGGAAGAUGCUGCUGCCCAUCUCCUGUUUCAGUUUGCCUCUGUCUCUUUUUACGACAUCUGCGAGAUGGUUUGUGGUAGUAUGGAUUCUCCUACUCCACCACUACACUGACUUUUUUCUCUUAUUUAAAAAAAUAAUUUGGUUUUAGUCAAUAACAAAACCACAUGAUGAGAUUCAAUUCACACCAAUUUGUCAUAUAGAUAUCAGACCAGAAGAGUGUGAUAUAGUAAAUCAUUGUAAGGAAGAAAUUUUUAGUCUUGAUUCUAUUAAAGUUGAGGCAGGUAAUUUCGAAAAUGAGAAUUUCAAAUUUGAAGAACAUGGGAAUCAUGAAACAGGUAAGAUAUACACAUUUUGUGAUAUUAUUAAAACAAGGUACAAUUUACCUAAUGGCAAGUUGUUACUGCAGCCCAUGGACACAAAAAAAUAGGGCUUUAUGUGCAAUGUAGUUCAAGUACUGGUUUUCCACCCGCUUUCAGAAAUUCCGCUGUAAUUCCAUCCUCACCCGGGGACUUGCCAGUCUUAAGGUGCUGGAGAGCCAUUAUAAUCUCGCUCAGACUGAAGUCCAGAAUAUCAUCGGAAUAGUGUCUGAUAAGACUUGCUGUUGGAUCGUUACUCAACUUGCGUGUGGCUCCAACGAUGACGUGUACAGCUGCUCAUAGAAACGUUGCUGCCACAUUCGGUCUUCAGUUUCGAAAGUUGGAUCUUUCUGGCAGACAGAUCUCUGGCAAAGACUGGAGCUCUGAUUCCACUCGAUCGCUUCUUUAAUAUGAGCUGUAUUAAAGUUGCGUAAGUCCCGCCGCAUGCGUUUUUAGAUCUGUCUCUUCAGUUGCAUGUAUGUUGUUAAAUCUGCUGAAGACUGCAGCUUCAUUUUCUGUCUAACAGCUAUGAGAUCAGAGAGUUUUUGUGCAUUUCUGCGACGGGUCUUGCAGAAAUUAGCUCUGACCGCAUGGACAGUUUCCACCAGCUUGGCUUAGCUUAGGCUUCUCUCUUUUGCCUAGUUUUGCAUUGAAGUCUCCCAUUGACACCGUAUAGUGACUUUUGGAAGAAUGCAUGGCUCUAGAGAUAUCCUCAUACAUUUCCUCCACCCUCUCAUCGGGAUGUGCCGAGGUUGAUCCUUCCGCAAAUACCGUUUGGUGAUUCUUAGUAUAAGGUAUGCAACCCUCGUCGACACACUCCAAAUUUUUACAAAGUUGUCAACAAGUGACUUGUGCACUAUAAAUCCAACACCUCCUUGGGACAGAUGGUCGCCCUUAUAGUGAUAGAACUAGUUGCCGGAUUCGAGGAUUACCAUAUCCUCCCCCUCUGCUGCCCUCAGAUAAUUCUAUAAUAUCCCAGCGCAACUUGUCUAUCUCUUCUUCCAGCUCCAAGAUCUUCUCGUCAGUCCUCAGGGUGCGUGCGUUAUAAGUUGUCAGGUCGAGUCGACUUGGAUGGUAACCGAACCCCCACCGGAGAUUCUUAGCACCCCCUGCCCCGCUGUAACAAUGGUCGCCACCGUAGCCAGGACUAGCGGGGCUGCCGAGUACUGGGGGCCAUUUAUAUGUGUAGUUGCUUAUGGGGGGUAUACUGCCAUAGUUGCCACGCUUGGCUAUUGGGUUGGUAACCGCAGUUUUUUAUUGUUUUUUUUUUUGCUGUUAUCAGGAAAGUGCCUUUUUUUUACUUAUUAUAAGCCAGUGCUUGACCACAAUCCCACCUGGUGGUAAGUGGUGAUGCAGCCUUAGAUGGUAAAUCGCACUGUCUUAGCGUAACAAAAGCCUAUCACUCUUGCCUUGAAGACGCCCAGAUUGUAAAUAAAACUCUUGAAUUUUUUUUAAUAGGUACAUAAUAAUGGUAAAUACAGUUACAAUAUUUUUCUUUUGUAUUUGUGAAUUGUCAAAUAAAUUAGUGGGUACAAUAAAAAGUAUGACAUUAAUUUUUGUUAUAUUAAAUUUUAUUUAAAUUUAUCAUUUUCAUUUAUCUAUUUAUACAGCCCAACCAGAUGAGAAAACUAUUUGAACACCCCAAAAUAUUUUUAAUGUAUAUUUUGUAAGAGAGCUCUAAUGCAAAUUAUAGUUUGGCGUAAAUGUUUUAGUAACACAUAUCCUUAUGAAAUAUAGUUAGUGAAUAACUGUUGUUGACUGUAUUUUCUAAUAUUAUUUGUAAAAUUUGUUUGUUGGCUGUUGUUAUCCUAAAACUGGGAGCCUAACUUUAGGAAUUUAUUUUUUUCACCCAUUUUAGUACUUCGUACAUUUUUGAAAAACAAAGGUGGAGUGGACUGCGCAAGUUAGUUAGGGGUGCAAUACCAGUGCUUAAUGCGUAUUUCAGAACAGUAAUUCACACCGACAAAUAAUUUUUCAGAAUCGUCUGAGACGAAGAUUAAAUCAAAUUCCACUGAUAGUGACAUAAACGUAGUAUGUGAAGAAAACCUCAAUUUUGAAGGCCCUACAUCAAACUCUAAAGUGAAAAAAGAUAAUCAACCAAUUAAUAAAAAAGGAAAGCGUCCUGCAAAUAUUAU